This is a messenger RNA of Glycine soja, 2605 nucleotides long. RefSeq names its product transcription termination factor MTEF18, mitochondrial. Gene Ontology annotation, molecular function: double-stranded DNA binding. Gene Ontology annotation, biological process: regulation of DNA-templated transcription; chloroplast organization. Gene Ontology annotation, cellular component: chloroplast. The record is from RefSeq and is a predicted model, not a curated record. Bases 24 to 1766 code for a protein of 580 amino acids. The transcript has 2 exons. NCBI's taxonomy places the organism in Eukaryota, Viridiplantae, Streptophyta, Magnoliopsida, Fabales, Fabaceae.
GAUUCUUUUGUUAUCUCUCUCAAAUGAUUUCCCUGUUGAAUUUAAAUGGCUUCUAUUUUUCCCACCACGCCAUGCUUCCAAAACCCCUUUCACAAAAAACCCCAUCUUCCAUUUCUCUCAAAGUUCGAUGCUUUCGAGCUUCUGAACCCAUCCCUCUUCCCUCUUCUUCUCCUUUAAGUUCCGUUCUCUCGUCACGUUCCCCCAAACGUGUCUCUCGCCUCUUGAGGUCCGAAGCUCAACACGCUCUAAUGGAUUACAUGCAUUCCACGCGUGGCUACACUUUCUCCGACGCCGAGUACAUCAGCGAGAACUCACCACGUUUUAUUGAAUCAUUGGUCUCAAUGAUUGACGACAAAGAUGAUGUUCUUCGGUCGUUGGAAAGAUUCCUCAGGUACAACCCCAUUAACGAGUUUGAACCAUUUUUCGAGAGUUUGGGAAUUGACCCUUCUGAGUUGUAUUUGUUUCUUCCCCAUGGUAUGUUUUUCCUGGCUGAUGAUCAUGUGCUGCUUCAAAAUUUUCAUGCUUUGUGUAACUAUGGGGUGCCAAGGAAUCGAAUGGGGAAGUUUUUUAAAGAGGCAAAAGAGAUUUUUGGGUAUGCUAGUGGGGUGCUGUUGUCAAAGUUAGAAGCUUAUGAGAAUUUGGGUUUGAGGAAAUCAACUGUUGUCAAGCUUGUUGUUUGUUGCCCUUUGCUUUUGGUUGGUGAUGUGAAUUUUGAAUUUGUUUCCGUGCUUGAUUGGUUGAAGAGAAUUGGGAUUGAGAGUGAUUGGAUGGUGAAUUACUUGUCUUGUUCAAGGACAUAUAGUUGGAAAAGAAUGCUUGAUGCCAUGCUGUUUCUUCAUAAAGUGGGUUAUUCCGAGGAACAAAUGCACAAUUUGUUUAGGGAAAAUCCUAAGUUGUUGUUGGAGGGUUUUGGGAGGAAAGUGUACUUAGUUUUUGGUAGAUUGCUUAAAGUUGGUGUUGAGAUGAAUGUGGUUUAUUCUUAUUUUGUAGAGUAUCCCAAUAUCUUGUUGAAUAAGUGUGCGAACGAUAUGUUGAGAGUGAUUGACUUUUUGGGUGCUAUUGGAAUGGGAAAAGAUGACAUUACACACAUUUUGUCUAAGUACAUGCAUCUCCUGAUUACACGUUCCUUGAAAGGUCAUAAAACUGUUUGUCAGGAGUUAAAAGUUGGAAAAGCUGAUUUGUACCAAAUCAUAAAGGAUGAUCCAUUGAAGCUAAUUAGUUUGGCAUCAAAACAGGAGCAGAAGGGCAAUGGAAAGGUAGAUAGUCAUGACCCACGUAACUAUUUGGAAAAGACAACUUUCUUGCUGAAAUUGGGAUACAUUGAGAACUCUGAAGAGAUGGCCAAAGCAUUAAAAAUGUUUCGAGGGAGAGGUGAUCAAUUACAAGAGAGGUUUGAUUGCCUGGUAGAAGCUGGCUUGGACUAUAACAGUGUGAUUGAAAUGAUAAAACGAGCUCCUAUGAUUCUAAGCCAGAACAAAGCUGUAAUUCAAAAGAAGAUUGAUUUCUUAAAAAAUGUUUUAGAUUACCCUCUAGAAGGUCUCGUGGGAUUCCCAACAUACUUUUGCCAUGAUUUGGACAAAAUUGUUGAAAGACUUUCAAUGUAUGCAUGGCUGAAGGAGAGGAAUGCUGUAAAUCCUACAUUAACCCUGAGUACCAUAAUUGCAUCCAAUGAUAAACGCUUUGUAAAGUACUUUGUGAAUGUGCAUCCUCAAGGUUCAGCCAUCUGGAAGGGCUUAAAAAGAUUAUCAAAUAAAGAUAAGAACUAAUAGCUCCAUUUAAGCGCUACCAAUGAAUGACCUGUGUUUUGACCUGGGGUCUUGCUACACCUGCAUCAUGUCCUACAACACUGAUCUGAAAACACUGUCCAUUGCUUGUAGGACUUAGGGAGCACUGGAAGUAUGGACAGUUGGGAUUUAACCAGAACAACACUGGAGGAUAAUCUGGAUAACAACUGGAUAAUAUGGCUUUUUUCAAGGAAAGACUACUCAGUUGACCUCUCUACAGUUUGGUUGAUUUAGAGAAAACAAGAACCCCAAAGUCUGCAACAAUGACAAUCAUAACUAGGAGAUGGUGUUUAGAAUUUUGGAGCUUCAUCCAAAUGGAAGUAACUUGUGUAUUUGUCUUAUCUAUAGAAUCAACUCUAGAACAUGCUCCUUGCCUAGUUAGAUGGGUGAUUCCUCUGCUGGGAUGGAUUAAGAUAAAUGUUGAUAUCAGCUCUCUUAAAUUUUGGUGUCAGUUUUUUAUUCCUUGAUGAGAAUGUAAAACUAACUCUGAAAUAGGAGAUUCCCUUGGUACGUUGCCUGCUGGAGGACAUGGUUUCUUUAUGUUGUGAGGAAGAAAGGAAGAGCCCAUCAAAAGAGGAAAUUAUGGGAAUCCCAAGUGAUCCUUUUGGAACUAAAACAUCAUACUUGCCUACAAUAUCUGAUAUGUAAAAGCAAUGGAGAAAACAUUCUGCAGAUCAUAAUAUCUGGUCAACAAGAGGUUAAGCUACUAGUGUUCUCAGGUUCGAACUAGCAAGAGUAUGCUUACAAACACAGCUAAUGUUGAUGCUGAAGUUGCAAUGAACGAUGAGAAGGAUAUCAUAAAUAAAAUUAUCUUUAGUUAA